CGCAAGAGACGUAUGCGUGUGUUGUGAAUUUUUAUUUGCAGAAGAAUUUUGUUAUUUUUUUGUAUUACGGUGUUACAAUAAAUAUGAAUAUAAGGUUCUUCGAAAGAUUUUUGUACUUAGUGUUUAUUAGUUUUACUAUGUAGGCGCCGCGUGUGCAUUUAAUUAAUUGUUAGUAAUCUACAACCUACUUUGUUCCUGUUGACCUGCCUCAUUUGACUGUGAUUUUUUAAAAGGUUUUAAUCGUUCUAUCAGCAUCUGCCUUUGCAUCUUCACUGCCAACACAAAUUCCGCCCUCCAGCGCCCUUAAUGUAGCCAUGCUAGACACAAUUCAAUCUAACUUUAUCAAAAACACUGAAGAACCGUGCAAGGUAGUGGAGUGGUGGCGCUUGUGACGACAUCGGAAGAAAGGGGACGCGAUGAGUCAGUCGCAAGAUGAGGCCAGAGCGGCCAGGAUACAAAAGUAUAAGGAAGAAAGAAGAAAACAACUCACAGCUAGGACAGCGACGCUAUUCUCUGCUAAUGUUACUGAAAGACGCCCGAGAAAAGCAGCUGACCGGUGCCAGUCUGAUGAUACCGCUGAUCAUCUUAAGUCUUCCUCAGAACUGAAUCUUAACACCGCUUCAGCAUCAGUCCCUAUUAGAACAACUAGAACAUCACGCUUAAGAGCCGCUGCCUCAGCGCAUUCCGAUUCUUCUCCAUCAUCUAGAAAAUCUAAUAGAAGCGCCUCAGUUCAAUCAUUGUCAGAAGAAGGCAAGAAUAAAUUAACUAAAAUCUCUAAGAUAGUAGAUAGAGACAAACGAUCGAGCAUAAAUAAAAGACAAAGUAACGAAAAAGAAAAUUUGAAGAGUACACUGCCGGCGGGUUACUCUGAUAAAGAUAUUGGUGCUAUUAAAACGAAAUCUAAACAUUCCACUAAUAAAACUAUUUUAGAAAAAGACAAACGUAAUUAUUUAGUGAGUAGCCCUAAAGGAAAGAAUGUCGGUGAUAAAAUUAGUUCCAGUUCCAAAUUAGAAGAAAGAAAUAAUAGUAAUUCCUUAGUAGAAAAAAAGAAAUUAGAUAGUUUAAAAAAUGGAGAGAAAAAUGAAGCCCCUCUAAAAGUAAACGAAGAACAAAUUUUUAAUGACUUACUAGGUUAUCCAAGCGUUUCUGAAAAUUUGGAAAAGGAUAAUAUAGAUGACUUAUUUAAUGACCUCGUUGAAGUGACAUCGCAGAAGAAAGUUAAUGAUGAUAAACUAGUGCUCAAUUAUAGUCACAAAGAUUCAAACAUUCCUGUUCUACAAGAAGCAGCCUCGUUGAAUAAAGUUGUUAAUGUUGUGAAUGUUGAGGAUAGUGGUGAAGUAGUGCCAAAAUUAGUGAAAAGUCAGGAAGUCGGAGGAUUAUUGGGAGCAGUGUGUGUACGUAAAGUAGAAAGGUUCAGUGAACUCCUCAGUAAUUUAUGUUCUCCUUGUGAAGCUGAUGUCUUGUUCGAGGACAUUUUAGUUGAGAACGGGAUUAAUGGAAAUUUGCGUGACCCGGAAUGUACUCCGCCGUGUCGCCGCGCGCAACCUACCCGAACCACCAGCACCCCAAAACGCGGGCAAGCGCAGACCACCGCUGUCAACAACGAAGCAACUGGAAAUACCGCAAGAACAAAAAAUCGUCGAUCCCUUGAAUCACACACAUCACUCCCUAAGACUGAAAACUCACUGCCGUCUUCCAGAGUAUCUCCUAAAAACACUUUUAAUUUACCAUUUGGAAUUAAAUCGCCGCUUCUCAAAUCUUCAACAACUAAUACUGUAAUUUCAAAGACUAAUGAGAGACGGCGUAGUUCCGAGAAUGCUGCUAAACCUAGUUGUAUACCUUUAUCUAAGAAAACUAUAGAAAAAUCCAUUCGCACUUCUGUAUCUCCUAAUAAACAAGAUACAGUAACCACUCAAAAACCUGAUAGUAAAUUGAAAACUGAAUAUAAUAGAGGCAAGUCUAUACGUAGAAGCCCAGAAAAGGCUAAAAGUGACACCGAGAAUACUAGUAACGAUAGAAGACAUCGAGCUCAAAAAGAUAGUGAAAGUCUUAGUGAAAAAUAUCAUUAUUCAAAGAAAAGACUGACUAGUUUAGAAAAUAAUUCUCCAAGAGACAAGAAUGACACUAGGAACUCACCAUCCAAAAAUGUAUUAAAACAAAAUUCACAUGUGAAUCUUAAAACUGAUGCUAGCGCAAAAUUAGAAGAAACUAAAGACGCGGGAAAAAUGUCUACUCUUCAUGAAACUCUUAGACCUCAUACAAGUAAUUCUAGACUUUCUCAAGAGAUGGACAGUUUAGCUGCGUUGACUAAACAAACUUUAGAUAGGGUAAACAAAUUGUCAAAUAAUUUAAAUAGUAAUAAGUUAAAUUUAGAUGCGUCUGAGCCAAGUUUUGACUCUUUAUUUGCACCAAACUCUGAUCAAAAAAAUAACCACAAUAUUAAUUAUGGUCUCAAUAAUGAAAGACCGAUUCAGAACAGAGGAGUAUCCGAAAGAUUGCAGGAUAUAGACAGGGCAGCUCAGAGACUAAUUGACUUUGAAAAGCAAAGUGCAAUGUUUUCUGAUCUCAGUGAUGAUACGUCUAGUCAAAAUCGCCGUCUCGAUAAUUCGUUGACGUCCUGUAGUCAUACACCUGUUUCUAUAUUAAAGAGAAAGUCUAUAAAUGAAGAAAAUGCUAUAUCUACAGCAAAUCAAGCCAUAGCUUCACCUCCAGUAACAUUUUCCCCAAGCGUUAUCGAACCUCGUAGCUGUCGGUUUGAGAAUAGACAGCGUCAGGGUAUACUAAAGAAACGUCGUAGCUUAGAUGAAUCUCAAGUUGCUAGAAGGAGGUCAUGUAGCCCUGAAGUUUCAUUUGCAGAUGACGGAUCACUAGAUACAAAUAAACCAAUAUUAAAAAAUAGAAGAUCAUCCUUAGAGGAUGUUGUAAGAAAUAGAUCGCCCGAUGGUCAUAUUCAGGGCAUAUUAAAAAGAAAAAUGAGUAGGGAAGAAGAUCAUACAAUUGAAGAUAUAUCGCACGGCUCGCCAGAACCUCAUGGUAUUUUAAAACGUAAAUCCAAUUCUAGCUCGAGUAGUAGCACCACUUCAUCUCACGUCUCCAUCGCGCAAGCAGUUCUCUUAGCAGCCGCUGGUGGAGCUGAAAUUGUUGACGAUGACAAAGAAAUUGUGAGACCAAUCCUUAAGAAAAAAAGUUUUUCUGAAGAAAGACCAUCUCUUGAUGUUUUACCGUCUGAUACACCGAAACCAAUUUUAAAGAAAAAGUCUACAGAGCAUGAUGAUCAUGAAUUUGAUCUUCCUAAGAAACCUAUUUUAAAAUCAUCUAAAAAGCUGUCUGGUGAUGAAGGGCAUGCUUCUAGUUUCGAUUUGAGCGAAGACGACAGAAGCUCUCGAAGACCUUCACUCCUUAGGUCCCGGACAUCCGAUCAAUCCGGAUCAGAAUGCGAGGCGACAGUUAAGCCUAUUUUAAAGCAAAGAGGUUCGAGUCUCACUAGGGAACGUAGCCAAUCCCCGCGCCCACGACUCUCGUUUUGUGCGGACAACGAUACAAACAUUAGUGUGACGAAUUUCAGUUGCGACGCGAACGACUUGUUGGCGGCUGGACCGCGACGAGUACUGAAUAUCGCGCACGAACCGGAAGAAAGCUAUCCAAGCGCUGUUCUUAGGAGAAGGAAUCUCCGACCAAAAUCGAAUCCGCGAUCUAAAAGUUUAGCAUGUGAUGUGAAUGACGAAUUACUUUCGAUACUAAAUAAUAGAAGAAUAAAAGUAGACGAAAAUUGCGAAAAUGGAUAUUGUGAAACGUGGGAGCUGAAAAAUUCUGUGGAUACAGAGGACAAUAAUACAGUUAAAACAUUUCCAUCAAUUGCAGCUCGAAUAAAAAGUAUGGAACAAGCGCUUACUGAUGUAAAAGGAAGAGACAUGCCAUCAACGUCGAAAUCUAAAAUUCGUGAUAAAGAGCGGUUUAAAACUCAACCUAUCACAAUUGAAGAAAUGCGUUCUGUUACUUCAAGUUUGGAGCCGGGCCAAGUGAGUUUCCAAGCGUUCGGCCCUGCUGGCUGUAGUUUUCCGAGUCGUCCCGUCGAGUCCAGUGUUGCUCCCUCUGACAGGGGCCCCUUUUCGGGGAAACCCGAGAGAGAUCCCUUUGCAGACUUCGCAAAGACGUUAGACUCACCUCCGUUUGGCGCCAAUUCUUUCACUAUUAAAACCCCAAUUGUGAAUGGGAUCCAGAACGGUCCCCAUGUCAAGGACGACAGCUUCGGCGAAGCAACUUUUCUAGAUUUUGAAAAAGAUAAAAAUCAAGCAACGUUAGACGAAAUAGAGCAAGAAGUAAACAAAGUACGCGUUGCAUUGGAUGAAGAUUGUCGCGCUCUAGAUGAAGACGAAAGACAACAAGCCGAAGCAGAUAACUGGAGUUUAAAUGUGUCCUGUGAUAGCGGAGUGUAUAAUCGUGCUUCAUCCAGAGAUUCUGGCCCUCAUUCCGGUGAAGAAUUAGGCUUGAUAGAGAGCCAAGAAAUCAGAGACAAUCAAGCUACAAACAGCAGUAGCAACGAGUGGUCGUCAUCUUCUAUAGAAAGAGGUCUUCUCAAAAUGAAUCGAGUGAGAAAGCCUUCAGAAACCGAAGUGGUGAGGAGCCCUGAAGACCUGGGAAGCGAUGAUGAUGGAAAUACCGAAAAUAGUGGCUUCGCAUUAGGUUUGGUGAAGAGUAACAGUGUCGUCGCAAGAGCGAGUAUGUGGCAGCAGUUACAGCAGCAAGCUAAAGGUACACCAAAGCCGCUGAUUCGUCAUAGUCGUUCCAAAAACAAAGAUGCACCAUCAGUCGCAGAUCGUUUUAAGACCCAGCCCAUUUCUUUCUCAUCGUCUGAUCCCACUGAGCCUUCCAAAGAAGGGUUCUCUCUCGCCCAGUCCAAGAGCACUGCCAAUGUUUUGGACAGGGAUGAAGAUGCUAAACUAGACGAGGACGACCCCGCGAAACUUUCCAUUAUGGAGAAAAUGAAGAUGUUUAACGCGAAGUUAACUCAUAAACCUCCCGUGGCCGGGUUGCCUCGACCCAAAGAGGAAAGAGUACCAAGAACGUCCAGACUCAGAACCAUGCCUGUAUUAGCUAGUCAAGUACAAGAGGCUAUGGAACAGAAUGAGAGACUCACUAAAUCUCUGACCCACGAAGAAGUGCCACGUAACCCCGAUUUCCAGCUGAAAAUGGAACUAUUCCGUUCUGCGAGCGCGAAGAAUACCUCUCUAGAGUAUCUGAUGAGGCAGAACGCAAAGUUUAGAAGCUUAGACCUCGACGACGAUUCGCCGUCAGAGCGAGCACAGAGGAUGAUCACGCCCGAAGUACGUGGUAUAUUGAAAUCGGGGACCACUGUUGUGCCAACCAAGCCGAAGACCCUGGCGAAGGGCGAGAGCUCUGAGGGCCUUAAAGAUGAGGGCAUCGACAGCUCAUCUGACGACGAAUCUGCUUCUGCAUCCAGUGUGUCGUCAUCAGAGAAGAGCUGCUCCUCUUCAGACAGUUCCGAUGAGAUUCCAGGACCGAAACCUAGAAGGUUCCAACGUAAAAGCAACAAGCUAAAGUCUUCAAGAACCGAUUCAGACCUAACAAGACUACAAGAUCGUUACCCUGGCAAGAUACAGUUACCAGGAGCGAACGAGUUAAAGGAACGUUUGAAUCAAGUGAAGAAUCCAGAAAUGAAGCCGCUACUCGCAAAGCUGGGAAGGAAACCAUCUGAAGAGGCGAAGAAAGAAGACGACAGUACUAGAUAUAGAAGAUUUGUGAAGAAACUUGAUGAACCUAUACAGCUAGGAAAGUUAAGGAGGCCAGCAGAUAAAACGCCUCCUCCACCGCCUCAGAUAGAAGAGAAACCACCGCAAGUACUUAAAAUAUCGGCGAUAAAUCAAGCGGCUAAGAAUAAAUUCUUUGGUAUAGAAACACCUCCCAAAAAGGAAAGAGACAUUGAUGAGUUAACGGCGGCUGUUAGGAAAUAUAUUCCACCUGUAAGCAAGUCGAUAUCGACGCAUAUGCUGGGGAUGGUAGCUGGCCCUGGUAUAGUGGGGGGUGCUGCCGGUUCUGGCAGCGACGGCGAGAGCAGCGGCGGCCGCGAAGUUCGGCACAUCACCUCGCACGCGCGUCCACGUCACAGGUUAGUGUGCAUUCGCCCUAAUUGAACUUUGCUGUAUCUG
This is a messenger RNA of Galleria mellonella (greater wax moth), 6167 nucleotides long. RefSeq lists its product as uncharacterized. The transcript is spliced from 12 exons. The record is from RefSeq and is a predicted model, not a curated record. Bases 417 to 6152 code for a protein of 1911 amino acids. NCBI's taxonomy places the organism in Eukaryota, Metazoa, Arthropoda, Insecta, Lepidoptera, Pyralidae.